Helicoverpa armigera (cotton bollworm) is the source of this 1400-nucleotide messenger RNA. It is a transcript of the gene MESR6, whose product is annotated as UPF0489 protein C5orf22. The transcript is spliced from 4 exons. The record is from RefSeq and is a predicted model, not a curated record. Bases 212 to 1360 code for a protein of 382 amino acids. NCBI's taxonomy places the organism in Eukaryota, Metazoa, Arthropoda, Insecta, Lepidoptera, Noctuidae.
UCACUGUCAUUAGUACAUUAACGUCAGGCCUCGAUUAUAAAAAUAAAAAUAACCUCUCUUGUCUUGAAACAAUUUUAUUUUGAAAAUUAUUUAUAUAAUAAUGUAUGCUGUGUGAUAGUCAGUUUAAGCCCAAAAAUCCAGGAGAAAUAAAUUUAAACACAAGAUCUCAAUAUUAUAGUCGACAUACUUUGCAUACGAUCCACGAAAUUCAAUGGCUGAAGUCUGUGAUCAAAUAACACAUCUGAAGCGAUUCAAAAAGAUUCCUAUUUAUGUAGUUGAAGAACACAAUGAUGCUUUACAAUUUAUAUAUUCUGCAAUUGGAGGCAAAAAGUUACCAUUAGAAGGAACAACUCUGCUACACUUGGAUGCGCAUCCUGAUAUGCUCAUUGAUCGUAAAUUGAAAGGAGAGGAAGCUCGUUCUGGGAGACAUGUUUUGCCAUUAUUACAAAUAGAAAAUUGGAUUGUACCGGCAGCGGCGGCUGGACACAUCAGCCGAAUCGUGUGGCUGCGUCCGCCGUGGGCGAGCCAAUUCCGAGACGACACGCGAUCCAUACACGUCGGCGAUCAUCCGACGUCAGGCGAGCUGCGCGUCGACUGCAAGGAACCGUAUUACCUCUCCGAUGCACUGUACUGCUCACAACUAGUCAAUAAGAGAAAGUUUAUUUUUACAUCAGCUGAACUCUCUGAUUCGUCACUUGCAGAAGAUGAAAACAAUAUUCAAAAGCUUAUAACUAACCUCGAUAUUACACAACCUUAUGUACUUGACAUUGAUCUAGAUUUCUUCAGUACAGGUAAUCCUUUUCUCGGACUGUACGGAAAUAUUAAUGUCUACGAUCGAUUGCAACCUAUAUUUGAAUUUAAACUUCCCGACAACAACGACAGUGAAACAAUUGAUAAAGUUGUUGAACUGCGAGAACGACAACUUGAGGAACUUGAACGCUUGUUUCAGCACUUGGAGCGAUGUGAUAACUUAGAUGAAUAUCAAGGAGAACGAACUCAACUCUACCACAUGGUUGCCGAGCUAGCAGCGGCAAUUGUAGAAGAAGCUGAACGGUUAAACGAGAAGCCAGACUGGUGGGCAGUGUUCGCAGGAGGGUGCACCCGCGAUCAGGGUGGAUUACCCUACCACAUAAGCACGGAACAAGAAAUACAAAACUUGGUCAAGAAAGCUCUAGUUCCGCUUUUAAAAAACAUACCUCCACCUGUACUGAUCACUAUUGCUAGAUCCACUGACGAUGGAUACUGUCCUCCUCAUCAGGUGGACUAUAUUCAGAAUCUAGUAUUGGAAACUUUGAAAGAAAUGUAUGACACAGAUGAUCCAGCAUUGUAUUACCUCAAUGUGAAUACCACAGCAUUAUAAGCCGUGUUUAAAUAACUUUUAAGUUUUUAAUCUGAAUAAA